AUGCCUAGAUUUAGUUCGACACCAUUGUAUGGAGGCGCGCUGGUUUGCGAUCUGCCAGAGCAUUUCGUGGAUGUUAACAAGAUUCGCCAAGUUCCAGAUAACCAAGAGGUCUGGAUCGACGAGAAUGGGUUUACUUCGAUCAUCUUUGACAUAACCGAGCGCGUUGGUCCGAAGGGCAGAGGGCCAGAAAUUGAUGGGCGGGCCUUGACACAGCAUCUCGAGGAUAUCGUCGGCGAUGAUAUUGAUACCGUGAAAGUGUGGAGUUCGUCGGCGACUCAAUUCUCGCGGCUAGGCAACGAUGAUAUUCCCGCCUACACCCUGAUCGCAACUCAAACCCCUAAAGCGGCGAGAACAGAACAAGACUCGGCGCCUGAUUUUACCGCUAUCAUCCUCACGCUUGUGCGCCUCGAGCAGGAGUCGACAGACAUAGCCAUCACGAUUAACGUUCCCCAUAUUAAGGGUGAGUAUGUGGAGGCUGAGAUCGAUCUGGAGCUUGGGAAGCAGGGAGUGCUCAUUGGCGAGGCCGUGGAGUAUGCGGCGAGGAUUUGGGAUACCUUGAAAAUUAAAGAUUGGGGGUUGUUUAAGGAGGUCUAG
Messenger RNA from Scedosporium apiospermum, 594 nucleotides. RefSeq lists its product as uncharacterized. Gene Ontology annotation, cellular component: nucleus. The transcript is spliced from 3 exons. The record is from RefSeq and is a predicted model, not a curated record. The coding region runs from base 1 to 594 and encodes 197 amino acids. Lineage: Eukaryota; Fungi; Ascomycota; Sordariomycetes; Microascales; Microascaceae. Gene Ontology annotation, molecular function: guanyl-nucleotide exchange factor activity; small GTPase binding. Gene Ontology annotation, biological process: protein import into nucleus.